CCUGAGAGCAUCAAUUCCAGACAAUAUCCCAAGUCAAAGAUCGCCUGUGCCAUGAAAGACCUCUGGAACGCCCAGGCUUCUGAGUAAUUACAAACCCAAUCCUCACUACCCUUUCACGUUCUUCUCAGGACGCCGGGAUCGCGCCAUCAGGUUUCUGCGCCAAAAAAGAUUCUGCGCCAUCAUCUCCUAUCAGCCAAUCUCAUCGCGGCAGGCAAUUCUACAGCCAGAAGCAGGACACACAAACAACGUGUAACGGCGCUCGUCUCACGAGCCUCGUAUUGCGUCACCUGUCGGUCCCAACAAGUUAAACAACUGGCGUGCUUGUGCCCUGGGAGUAGCCAUUGCGCUCGAGUCUCCAGCUCUUGGCCCAGUCAGACCCUGUUUGGGGUGAAGUGAUAGGAAGCGGCUAAAACCCAACUACCAACUGCUGGCCGUCUAAAGAGCAGGCAAGUGAAAGUCAAUAGGCGACAAGCUGGUGUGGUGUGACCUUGCAAGACCAAGGCACUCAAAAUUUGUAACAGGUGAGUGGUGAAUUUUCCUUUCCUCUUGGUUGCCUCUCCCUUUGUUUGGUCGCAGCAAAACAACACCCACCAAUUCCGUCCGUCUCUGUAAUCCUUUCCGUGGCUGUCACCCAAUUCUCUCAAUGCCACCGACGAGGAUAAGCUUCUCCCCUUAGCUACUCUGUCUUGGCCUUUGAUGUCGGCAGUUUGUCUGGGCUACCAUAGGAUUAGCACUGGCCGAUAAUCCUCAGCCACGUGCAUGAUCCCGCUUAUAGGAAUCCCUGAUUCAGCAGUGUUCACAGACGAGAGAGGUCUCACGUAGUUACCUGGGUAGUCAGUCCUUGGUGGUUGGUUGGUCGAUUGGUUGAUUGAUCGGCUUGACUGGUUGCAGGAUAAAUUGCAUUAGUUGGCUGUUUAUCUUCAGCCUCGCAUCCUUCAAGCUUCAAGCUCAAGUCGUCUUUACACCAAUGAAGCGUCACCGACAUUACCUUACCUAGGUACCUUACACUACAAAAAGUCCAGACUCCAGCCUAGGUACCUGUCCUGUCCUAUCCUAUCUCGCCAACGGCAAUCGCCACCAACAUCCGAGCCGUACUUGCCCUUUUCGCCCUGCCUUGGCCCUGUCUGUUCUUUCCAGCCAAUCCCUUAUUCGGUGGCUCCUGCUCCUGCUCCUGCUGUCUCACUCCCGUCGUGCUUGCCCCAACGAAUUGAGCUUAUUUCAGCCUUGUCAACACCAAAAACCUGCAAACUUGUCUUCCAAUCACUUUCCCUUUUUUUCUGUCAUCCAACUCAUUUAACUUGACAUAUUUAAGUUUUCGCGAUCUUCCCUGGGACCCCAGGACUCCUUGAACUCUAUCCUGAUACAAAUACAACCCACCCUUCACUUCGCAUACCACUAAUUAUUUCCCACUUUCCUUAUCUUGUUUCUACCAUCCCCCCCAGGCCCCGCCAGUGCGGGCAUCUAUCAUCAUGAGCUCGCGUCCACGUCGCUCAGCGGCCACCAAGGCCAAUGAAGUCAUUUCUGUUCAUGCCAGAUGGGCUGACUCUCCAGAAAGAAGCGAAAGGAGCAUGUCGUCACGACGCUCUGGUCGCGCCUCAGGCGUGUCCGUCUCCCGGGAUGAUACCUCAUCACCAGGUGGCGAUCGUCAUUUGAGUUUGACUGUCAAACUUCCUUCCAACAAACUACGACAGGCUACACGCGGGGAGCGUGGCUUUGAAGGCGGAGAAAUUGUAUCUGGAAAGCGGAAUCGAGGAGCUAAGAAAAGUUAUGUGGUUGACUCAAGCCCCGAUGAAGAUGAAGAAGAGGAAGAGGAGGCAGAGAUUGAGGUGGAGGAAGAUGAUGACGAUGAGAUGGAUGUUGACGCUGAGGGUGAGGAGGAUGCCGAGGGAGACAUCGAUAUGGAUCUAGCUCCUCCAACCAUCACUGUUUCCAAACCAGUCCGGUCCAAGCCAGCACCUCGAGCAUCGGCUGCCAAGGUCAUUCAGGAUGACGACGACGACGACGAGGAGCUUAGUGACCCCGUUGAUAGCGACGCUGGAGACGAGACUAUGGGUUUUGGUGAUGAGACCAUGGCCGACGAUGGUGACGAGGACGCUGAAGGCGAGGAGAUUGAGGUUGCAGGCCAAGAAGGAGACGAGGAUGACGAAGACGAAGAAGAUGAGGAGGAAGAAGAAGAUGAAGAAGGCGAUGGAGGCGACAAUGACGACGAAGAUGACGAAGAUGACGAUGGCGAUGGCAACCCAGACGAGUCUAUCGAUCUCACCAAAAUGACAAAGCGGCAACGAGCUCGAUUUGAAGAUGACAACGCGCAUCAGUACAUGAAGUUGUCAGAUGAGGUACAAGCGAAGAAGGUUUUUACAGCUGAGGAAUUGUCCAUGCGUCGACAGGAGAUGGCCCGGCGACGCCGCAACUUGAGUGAAAAGCGAAAUGAGGAAGUGAAGAUGGAAACGAUUAACAAACUCCUCAAAAAGCAAGCACCCAAGAUCAACCGCAAGGCUGCAGCUGCUGGCGUAGGCGGUCUAGAAGACUCAAACAAGCCUGAUCCCGUCUUCGUUCGGUGGGUCAGUAACAAAACUGGAGUUCGAGUGGCAGUGACAGAAGAGAUGCUUGACAGCCCGGCCGGUCAGGUUUUCAAGCCUUCAUCUAAACUGGCACCGGGUAAGAUGGUCCAGGAAGUUGCUUAAGGAGGCGUUAUCGUGUGCUUAUUAAAUGCCAACUCCUUCCUGGUAGUUCGAUGCCCUUUGAGCACCUGUGCAGCAAGUCAUAAUUCAGUUGGUCUAUCUGGAAUAUCGAAACGUGAUUUUCAAGAAGAAUUCAAAGGGGAUUGUUGCGUGGUCUUUUAUCUGUCUUGGCCGUACUGAUACACAUAGAUAAUAUUACUUGGCUUUAGACCGUUCAUCCAACCCCACUAGCAUUCCUGCAACCACUAUAUAGUUUGAUCCAACACGCAAGGGAUAUGCAAGCUCUUAUCGAUGUGCGCCGAUGACGGUCGUGGGCAGACAGGGGGGAAGGGGGCUGACUUGUUCGUAGGUUGCUAGUGAAUGCCGUCUCUAAACCUGCCAGCCGCUGACACUGUACCGCCA
Fusarium verticillioides 7600 is the source of this 3083-nucleotide messenger RNA. RefSeq lists its product as hypothetical. Gene Ontology annotation, biological process: chromatin remodeling. Gene Ontology annotation, cellular component: Ino80 complex. NCBI's taxonomy places the organism in Eukaryota, Fungi, Ascomycota, Sordariomycetes, Hypocreales, Nectriaceae. The record is from RefSeq and is a predicted model, not a curated record. Bases 1470 to 2684 code for a protein of 404 amino acids. The transcript is spliced from 3 exons.